Rotaria sordida is the source of this 561-nucleotide messenger RNA. Lineage: Eukaryota; Metazoa; Rotifera; Eurotatoria; Philodinida; Philodinidae. The record is from the annotation of a GenBank genome assembly.
AUGGGACCGCCAAAAGUCUAUCCUCGUCGUGGUGAUAUUACUGGUGUACGGGCUCAAGAUCUUCAAGCGAAUGAUGAAUUUAUUAUUGUUGAAUUUGAACAAGUUGUCUAUCCUGAACAAAUUGAUAUCUAUGAAACAUUUAAUCCAGGUGCUGUUGUUAAGGUAUUAGUACGAAAUGGAAAAGAUGAUUCCGAAUCGAAAACUAUUUGGGAAACUGAAGCUGCUCAUAAUGAAGGACAAUGCAAAUGCAAACUAAGUCAUAUAUCUAAUAUUGAUUUAUUCUAUAGAGAAAUCUUAACAAAUUUCAAAGAUUUAUUAACCAAUAAUUAUUUAUAUGACGUUACAUUUCAACUUGAUAAUGAACAAUUAAUAUCAUCUUAUCGAAAUAUUCUUAGUAUUCAAUAUAUUUAUUUUAAUGAAUUAUUUACUGAAUAUCCAUUGAAUAAAGAAGAACCAAUACAAAUAAGAAAUAUAUCUUAUGAAGCUUUCUAUCAAAUAUUACGUUUUAUUCUUACAGAUACAAUUGAACCAAUAUUAAUAUAUGAUAUAUGUCUUGAAUAA